CGCGCCCCCUUUCUCCGCACAUAGGCGUUCCGGAGCGCAUCACAUGAUUUGAGUCUUGUGACAAUCCAGACAGAAAGGGAAAACGAGUUCCGAGUUUACAACUGUUUUUUUGUGUGCUCUAGAAUGAUUGGAGAGGUUCUUUUGACAAAAAAUGACAUAAUGAGGUGAUAAGAUGGCGAUAUUUUAGACAUUUCCCUCUUUUUUAAAUAAGCAUCCUCCCUUUAGACUGAACAGUCCGCGAGUGUUUCGGGUGGUGCAGUCAGGGACAAAGUUGGCACAUGGAGAGAGGCGAUAACUUAAAUUUUUGCGCGUCGUGUUUUCUUCGUUUUUUUUUACCCAUCCGUGCCUGCAAAAGUCGUAUGACUCGAGGCAACACCGACUAAGUAAAUCCAAUUUGUGUGGGAAGAAGAGGGCCAGCCAAGGCAAAGAAAGACAAAGAUAACUUGAGGACGCAACAGAUAUGGACAGCAAACCUCUUCUCCAAGACCGUCCUCCCGCUUAUGCUAACGUCGUCCCGGGGGCGUAUGAAUAUGGCCAGCAGCACAAUUAUGGAGCUAUCCCCGCCCCAACCCCUGCACCCCCGGGCUUUCAACAGCCGCCGCCAUAUCAGUACCCCACUGGCCCAGGGUUCCAAGAAGGCCCCAGUGCACAGAUGGGCCCAGCCAUAGCCCAGCAGCCCUACCCUGGCACAUACACCAUCAUCCAGCCCUCCGUGGUGGUGGUGGGGGGCUGCCCAGCCUGCAGAGUGGGCGUGCUGGAGGAUGACUUCACCUGCCUGGGGAUCAUGUGUGCCGUCUUCUUCUUCCCCCUGGGGAUCCUCUUCUGCUUGGCACUGCGCCAGAGGAGAUGCCCCAACUGUGGCGCCACCUUCGGGUAGAAGGACCAACCUGUAGCUCGUCCUCUCAGCCCAGCUGGAUCUUAUAACUUUGUUGUUUAUAAUUAUUACACACUGAGAAUGCCAGGUAUUUUCUAUACAACAAUUAAGUAGUCGCCACAAUGAACUUCUAGCCAGCCAUUAAUUCUGAUAUGAUAGAGGUGCAUGUGAAAACCUACAUUUGUAUAUGGUAGAAUAUACUUUGGUAGUAUUAUCUAGUGAAGAAGCCUGAUCUUUGUCCAUUACUGCUGGUGCCUUUAUUACGCUAUAGAGCAGAAAACAGACAGGGGCCAUAUUCCACAAAGCGUAUCAGAAAAUAUCCUGGAUCCUGUUUUAAGACAACAAAAAGCUCCCAGCUCAGAGUAGGUUUUAUGAGGAUAAGUUACUGCUCAGACAGACUCUGAACCAGGAGAAAAAUCAACUCAAAAGUUUCUCCGUUGGUAAUCACCACAGUUUGAGGUACCGCAAAAGAAGGAUAGUGAUGAUGCUCAUUGACAUUGUUGCAAAUGAUGAGGAAUAACCAAUCAGGACGAGGCACUGAGAGCUGUACAACACGCUUCAGACAACUACAGGGAAUGUUUCAGUGGUAAAACGUGUGAUAUCAUCUGCCGGACACCAUCACUUUGUCUACUUUUUAAUUUGUUUAAUAUGUUUUAAUAUGUUGCUUUGCAUAUGUUUAGAAUAAUGUGAUGGGAAUAUUGAAUCAGUUUGACAGUUAAAAUAUGAACGUUAUGUCAGCACUCUUCUGUUCAACACAUCUAAAGGCAUCAAGUCACUUGCUGAUAAUGUUGCAUAAAGCUUUUCAAAAAGGUCUAGUUUUACCCAACACAAAGUUAAUAUAGGCUGUAGAUGUCCAACCCAUAGACACGGCUAGUUUUACCCAACACAAAGUUAAUAUAGGCUGUAGAUGUCCAACCCAUAGACACGGCUAGUUUUACCCAACACAAAGUUAAUAUAGGCUGUAGAUGUCCAACCCAUAGACACGGCUAGUUUUACCCAACACAAAGUUAAUAUAGGCUGUAGAUGUCCAACCCAUAGACACGGCUAGUUUUACCCAACACAAAGUUAAUAUAGGCUGUAGAUGUCCAACCCAUAGACACGGCUAGUUUUACCCAACACAAAGUUAAUAUAGGCUGUAGAUGCCCAACCCAUAGACACGGCUAGUUUUACCCAACACAAAGUUAAUAUAGGCUGUAGAUGUCCAACCCAUAGACACGGCUAGUUUUACCCAACACAAAGUUAAUAUAGGCUGUAGAUGUCCAACCCAUAGACACGGCUAGUUUUACCCAACACAAAGUUAAUAUAGGCUGUAGAUGUCCAACCCAUAGACACGGCUAGUUUUACCCAACACAAAGUUAUUAUAGGCUGUAGAUGUCCAACCCAUAGACACGGCUAGUUUUACCCAACACAAAGUUAAUAUAGGCUGUAGAUGUCCAACCCAUAGACACGGCUAGUUUUAAUGUGAUAUUGCGCUCCAAAGGGAUAACUUUAAAUGACAUGUAGGUUCAUGAAAUAAUUGAAAGAGAACUGUGUGAUGGUUUAUUAGCCUAGUGGUUGUAAGUAUUAAGGCUGUCAUGUGAAUGAAGCCUUGUGAAAUCAUUGUCCAAAGUACAAGGUGUACAUUAUUAUGGGUUGAUCGUAUAGAAACAUUCUUUCAACUCCAAAGCAACAGUCUGUCUAUGGUGCAGGAAGCACUGCCUUUUUCUAUGACCAAGACACCUGUUGGUAACUAAGCUGGUUAGGACAGCUCACGGGGUCUCCUAAAUAUCUCUUGACUAGGUGGGGGACUGUUAUGACUAAAGAAGCUUCCUGCAUAGCUUUUAUUGUUACCCAUAAGAGUUGGAGUGAAAUGUCUCUUAGCACCUACGACCAAAUGUUUUACUCUGAGAUGCUUUGUGGAUACGGCCCCAGGGCGCAUAUUCAACAAGUGCAUCCGAGUAGGAGAUCUAGGAUCAGGUCCUCCCUGUCCAUAUAAACCUUGUGCAUUAUGAUUUAAAAGCCAAACUGAUCCUAGAGGCUCUUUGUGAUAUAGGCCCAGAAAGGGAUUGUGAUCAUUAUGUGGCUCAAGAUGUGGAUCAAUAACAAAUAAUUUACUUGAUAGAAUUCCUUUGUUUUGUCAUGUCCAAUCAAACGGAGGCACAAGUAGAUUUUGUGCUCAACGUUAAAUUCCAAUUGCACCACACCUGGGAAUUGUUCAGUUCUGCCACUUCUGAAGCGCUUUCUGUUUCAUGUAGUCACAUUUUAGGAUUAAUUCUGUAUUUUUUAAAGGAUACUCAUCACUUUGGGAAAUGGUUCGUCACUAUACAGGUAUAUGACUAUAAGGAAAUGACCCAUGGAGCGAGAGCCUCUUUAAGCAACCCUUUUGAACCUCUGUUUUGAAGCCUUUGAGAAUGCUGCCCCCACUCAGUCUGGGCCAUAGUCGCAGAGAAUAUCUUUUCCCAGCUCGACUCUGGCUGGGGGAGGGUUUUUAAACGUAACACUGAGACAUCAGCUGUCCCGAACUGAGACAUGGAAAAUUUGUCAUUGAGCUGUUGUCUGUUCUGGUUUCUUUCUAUUCUGGGGCCAUGUCAUAUUUUCACAGGUAUGAUUCUGAUUGAUGGCUUUUAUAUAGGUCUGCAGACCUCAGUGUUUCUUAUUGGGCAAAACCAGGUAGUCCCUCCCUGUUUCAGUCCAUUUUCUACCGUUUGCUGCCUAAUGAAUAGGGGUCUCUGUUCCAGUAUCCUUUAAUGUCACUAUAGCAUACCACUUAGAAUGCAUGCCCAAUAAAAAUGUACGUUCUAA
Molecule: messenger RNA, 3655 nt
Organism: Oncorhynchus kisutch (coho salmon)
Lineage: Eukaryota; Metazoa; Chordata; Actinopteri; Salmoniformes; Salmonidae
Product: brain protein I3
Exons: 3
Coding region: 461-877 (138 amino acids)
Source: RefSeq, a predicted model, not a curated record